Molecule: messenger RNA, 1695 nt
Organism: Spodoptera littoralis (African cotton leafworm)
Lineage: Eukaryota; Metazoa; Arthropoda; Insecta; Lepidoptera; Noctuidae
Source: the annotation of a GenBank genome assembly
AUGAAGAAUCCAAAAAAGAAUGCUCCAAAACGUUAUUUUGAUGUCGAAGAAAAGAAUUCUGAGCAUAAACAACAAGAUGUGGAAGUAUACACGAUAAAGAAAAAUAACAAUAAAAGAACAGACAAUAAUCGUAUACAGAAAAGAAAACCACAUAAAAACUUUAAAGGGAAAGCUCCUAUAAACCCAGAGAAAUUGGAAGCACAUUCGCGGGGCGAAGGUGUAGGUAAGGGUGUGAAACACCCACUACAUGCUGAAAAAUUGAAAAAAAAGGAGAGGAAGUACACUUAUGCUCAAGAACAAGCGGCUAGGGCUGAAAUAUUGUUGACAGAAGAUCAUGGUGGUUUAGAAGUAGAUGAGGAUGUAAAAACAACAGCGAUAUCACAGAAGAUCAUAGCAGAGAAUGUAGACAUAUCUGCCGCGACUAAAAUAUUCGAACUGAACCUAGAUUUUGGGCCAUACAGAGCCAAAUAUUCCAGAAAUGGCCGCCAUUUACUACUCGGCAGUAAAAAAGGACAUUUGGCAGCUUUUGACUGGGUUACAAAGAAACUGCAUUUUGAAAUAAAUGUUAUGGAAUCUAUUCAUGACAUCAGUUGGAUGCACACAGAAACAAUGGUGGCUGCCGCUCAGAAAGAAUGGCUAUACAUGUAUGACAAUACGGGGACAGAGUUACACUGUGUUAAGAAGAUGGAUAAGAUAUUGAGGAUGGAGUUCCUGCCCUAUCAUUUCUUACUGGCCGCUGUUAACGAAUUUGGCUUCAUGACAUGGCUGGACAUUUCCAUUGGAGAAGUAGUAGGACACUAUAACAAUCAUUUAGGAAGGACAUCAGUAAUGGCACAGAAUCCAUAUAAUGCCACAAUAUGCUUAGGAAACUCUAAAGGAGUUGUUUCACUCUGGUCUCCGACUAUUAAGGAACCACUGGCGAAGAUAUUAUGUCAUAAAACACCACUCACUGCUAUUGCUGUAGAUAAUAGAGGAAUGUACAUGGCUACAUCAGGAGUAGACAGAAGUAUGAAAAUCUGGGACAUUAGGAAUUUGGACGGGCCUGUACAACACUACAGACUAAGAAGUGCUCCCGUAGACUUAGAAUUCUCACAGAAGGAUAUGCUCGCCGUCGGGUUGGAUGAAGUCGUAGAAAUAUACAACAAUUGCUGCUCACAAACAACAGACAGACCAUACUUGAGGCAUCGGAUGGCGAAAACUAUAACUAACUUCAAAUACUGUCCGUAUGAAGAUGUGUUAGGAAUUGGAACAAGAAGUGGAUUCACCAGCAUUAUUGUACCAGGCAGCGGAGAGCCCAACUUCGACGCGUUGGAGAGCAAUCCCUUCCAGAACAAGAAACAGAGGAAGGAGGCUGAAGUUAAAGCGUUGCUGGACAAGAUACCUGCAGAACUUAUCACGCUCAAUCCAUUUGAUAUCACUGAGGUUGAUGUGCCUUCUCUGCAGGAGCAAAUGGAAGCCAAGAAAAAACUUUUGUACCUCAAACCGAAGAAAAUGGACUUCACUCCUAGGCAUAAGAAGAAGGGCAAGACGCAAAUAGCGAGAAAGAAGAUUAUAAAACAAGCAGCGAGACAGGAGUUCAUAGAACAAGCGAAGGAAGCACAGAAAGCACUUGACCUACCACAGCCAGAAGCUGCAAAGAAACCUUCAUUCGGUGUCCUCGACAGAUUUGUGCCAACAAUUAAAAAUAAGAAAUAA